Molecule: messenger RNA, 3363 nt
Organism: Neoarius graeffei (lesser salmon catfish)
Lineage: Eukaryota; Metazoa; Chordata; Actinopteri; Siluriformes; Ariidae
Gene: waca
Product: WW domain containing adaptor with coiled-coil a
Exons: 13
Coding region: 228-1904 (558 amino acids)
Biological process (GO): regulation of autophagy; positive regulation of TORC1 signaling
Cellular component (GO): nucleus
Molecular function (GO): chromatin binding; RNA polymerase II complex binding
Source: RefSeq, a predicted model, not a curated record
AAGGGGCGGGGCGAUGUCGAGGCUGAGAGUUUGGUGUGGGAGAGGGACAUGGACCAAGGGCGCUCUUCCGAUUAGCAGAGGCCGUGAGCGACUCGCACAGCCAGAACUCUUGAAAUAAUAGAUGAGAUCGGGUUUUCGAUAGCCUACAACAAAACCAAAAUAAAACAAAAAACAUAUAAGCAACCCAUCUUUCACAUCUACUUCACGCACACACUAACACGGCAUUGAUGGUAAUGUAUACAAGGAAACAACCAAGACUCGGCGAUGGGUGCAACGACCGAAGGGACUCUCAGCCCUAUCAGACUUUUAAAUACUCAUCGAAGAGUCACCCAGGCGGUGAUCACAGACAUGAGAAGAUGCGAGAGAGCAGCGAUGGCACUCCGCCGUGUAAGAUGGUGCGCAGAUCAGACAGUCCUGACAACAAGCACACAGAGAGCAGUGCACACAGCAGAGCUAAAUCCACACAUCUCCACCGGGCCAGAGACAGGGAUGGAGGCACCAGUAUUUCCCCUCAAGAGAAUUCUCACAACCACAGUUCUCUGCACAGCUCCAACUCUCACUCGAACCCCAACAAAUCAGACACAGCGUACGACCCUGCAGAUGAUUGGUCGGAGCACAUCAGCUCUUCAGGGAAGAAGUACUACUACAAUUGCAGAACAGAAGUGUCACAGUGGGAGAAGCCCAAAGAGUGGCUGGAGAGAGAACAGAGACAAAAAGAAGCAACUAAGAUGGCAACAGCAACGGCGGUGGUCAAUAGCUUCCCUAAAGACAGAGACUACAGACGUGAAGCGAUGCAGGCUGCUCCCACCAGCUUCACCCCGACCAAGUCUGUAGUUGCCACAGAAAAGCCUUCCUCCCUCACCCCAUCUUCUUCCUCUGCUGCUGUGUCUGGGCUAAGUGCUGCCAACCCCACUAGCUCAGUGUCAAGUUCUACAGUUUCCCCGGUGAUGCAGUCCCCUGCUACACCGACGAUCCUACAAGACCCCUCCCUUUUACGCCAGCUUCUCCCAGCGCUACAGACGGCACUGCAGCUGAACAAUGCCAGUGUGGAUAUGGCCAAGAUCAAUGAAGUUCUCACAGCUGCAGUAACACAGGCUUCACUGCAGUCGAUGCUCCACAAGAUCCUGACCGCUGGUCCGUCUGCGUUCAACAUCACAACACUUCUCUCCCAAGCUGCUCAGCUGUCUAGUCAAGCCCAGCAGUCCAGUCAGUCUCCGAUGUCCCUGACGUCAGAUGCUUCGUCCCCGCGGUCAUAUGUGUCUCCCAGGAUCAGCACGCCCCAAACUAACACAGCGUCCCUGAAACCCCCCCUGAGCACCACGCCUGUCUCGUCUCAGACCAAGGUGAAUGCUCUGGGGAUUAAAACCAGUUCACUUCCUCCACCCUCAUCUCAGCAGCCCCUCCCUUCAGAUAAACACCAUGACAACAGCAACUCCCCACGGACACUGCAGCGGCAGAGUAGUCAGAGAAGCCCCUCUCCUGGUCCAAACCAUGUUGGAAACAGUAACAGCAGCAGCAGUAAUAAUGGCAGUGGUGGUGGUCAGAGUACUGGCACGGGGACUGGAGCAGGGGCUGCGGGUUCAGUACCAGCUGGAACAGCCACGGCCAGACAAACCUGCUCCUUCACACCCUCUUUGGCAGCACACUUUAACGAGAACCUCAUCAAACAUGUGCAAGGCUGGCCUGCAGAGCACGUCGAGAAACAGGCAUCACGGUUACGUGAAGAGGCUCACACCAUGGGCAGCAUUUACAUGUCUGAGAACUGUACAGAGCUGAAGAAUCUGCGCUCACUAGUGCGUGUGUGUGAAAUCCAGGCCACACUGCGUGAACAGAGGAUACUCUUUUUGAGACAACAAAUUAAAGAGCUUGAAAAGUUGAAGAAUCAGAAUUCCUUCAUGAUCUGAGAACUCUGGGUUUGUUUGGUGUGGGUUUUGAGUAGGACAGCAGAGGUAUGAGGAUGAGUUGGAAUCCAUUUUAUGUGCACAGAACCCUGAAGAACCACCGUUCUGUUCUGCUCUGUGUCCAGUCUUACACAAAAGGCGCUGCUGUGGACUGAAGGACGAGGGAGGGGGAUGAUGGGUGGAGGCUAUGGUCGAGAUGAGGUGGAGAUGUUUUGGGACCUGCUCUUGCCAGGGGCCGUGUAUAUGUAGAUUUCUUGUAGAUGUUAUUUCCAUGUUGUAAAUAUGUUUUGUAGAUGAAGCCAUGGGAAGCUAUGCCUAUCAGAAAAGCUUUUGUCAUCCAAAUGUUUAAAAAAAUAAAUAAUAAUAAUAACCUAAUCAGCACCAACUCCAGCUGAGGACAUUCAUCGUCUUCAGGUGUCCAUAUGUAAAAAUCUGAUUGCAGAUUUUUAAACCUGCUUUUGGGGGAGGGGGGGGAAUCUGAAAUCUGCUCAUCCUAAAAACAUUUGGUGAGCCAUUGCCUUGAGCAUGUACUAUAUGUGCAUGAGGGGAGGGGCAGCGGACGAUUCAGUGGGGGCAACUAGUGACAAUGACCACAACACACACUUGCACAUCCGUGUCUUCUGACUACACACACCUCCACCUUUUAAACCCUGUCUGGUUUGUGUCUCUCUGCAUAUGAAUAAUUGUAAUGUUGCUAAAUGGUUAAUGGAUUUUUUUUUUUCUUUUCCAUUCUUUUUUGCUUUCUCUGAUCGCACUGUAAAGGAUUUCACUCUCCAAGUCCAUGCCUUUUAAAGGAAUUGGAUCAUUUCUGUCCACAAUGUUUGUGGUCUUUGCCCCAAUGGCCCUGAUGUGCCCUGUCAACACCAGUGCCUGCUUGUAUGGAGGAGUAAAUCAGAGAGAGCGAGCGAGAGAGAGAUUCUUUUGCUCAUUGAAUGAUGAAGAGAAAGUGCCAUUCCUGCAGCUUGAUCUAAAAAGCCCACUAUCCUGUCUCCCAAACUGGCUUUCCCUGACACUAGUGAAAUCUAGUUGACACAAAGGACACCGCCCCCGAGUUUUUCUUGUUUCCAGAUGUUUUGGCAAGUUUAUUGUUCUUAUUUUUCUUGUGGUGUGUGUGGGUUUUUUUUUUUUUUUGUUUAUUGCAACUUGCAUUAAACCAUGAGUCCAUUCCUUUGUACAGUCGUUAAUUAAUAAUGGAGUUUAAAAAGAGUUUUAUUAAAAGUUGCAGUGAUUACUAGUAUAUCAUAUGUUGUAUUCAUAAAUUAUUGUCGCACAUUUUCCUUUGCACCCUGAUUGGACAGAGUGGAGCUAGUGCUACCAGAUAGUAGGAAAUGAAGUGUUGAAGGACAUGGCUGAGGACUGGACAUUACCAACUUCGCCACAUCAGUAUCGAGGCAGGGUCACCUGGGGUCAGAAGGUCAAAUGUGAAAUGUAUGUAUUGUAAUAAACCAUGCUAAAAAGUAAA